AAUACCUCCUCUCCUCCCAAAACCCUAGCUCUCUGUUUUCCGCAACGCAGCGACAGCUUCCUCCCUCGAGAUCCAUUUGGAAGGUGAUAAUCCUGCAGACAAGCUAGCUGCAAUGGCCACCGGUGAGCUUGCCUGCACUUAUGCUGCCCUCAUUCUCCAUGACGAGGGUAUCCACGUCACUGCCGAGAAGAUCUCUGCCCUGGUGAAAGCAGCCAACUUGACUGUUGAAUCCUACUGGCCCAGCCUUUUCGCCAAGCUCUGUGAGAAGAAAAACAUCGACGACCUCAUCAUGAACGUCGGUUCAGGUGGGGGUGCCGCCCCUGUGGCAGCUGCAGCUCCUGCAUCUGGUGCUGCUGCCGAAGCAGCCCCUGCGGCCGAGGAGAAGAAAAAGGAGGAGCCCAAGGAGGAAAGUGACGAUGACAUGGGAUUCAGCUUGUUCGACUAGAUGGACAGCACACCCUCUCUUUAUUUUUCUUUUGUCGACUCUUUUCUUUUCAUUGAAGUUUGCAAGUUUCGAUAGUAGUCUUUUUUUUUUCCUUCAUUUUUUUUUGUGAAAACAUGUCCCCAGGACUUCACUUGAUGAUGAUGUCUUCUUAGAAGUGAUUUUCUUCUUACUCAA
Molecule: messenger RNA, 619 nt
Organism: Tarenaya hassleriana
Lineage: Eukaryota; Viridiplantae; Streptophyta; Magnoliopsida; Brassicales; Cleomaceae
Product: 60S acidic ribosomal protein P1
Exons: 4
Coding region: 113-445 (110 amino acids)
Biological process (GO): cytoplasmic translation; translational elongation
Cellular component (GO): cytosolic large ribosomal subunit; ribosome
Molecular function (GO): ribonucleoprotein complex binding; structural constituent of ribosome; protein kinase activator activity
Source: RefSeq, a predicted model, not a curated record